AUGCUGUCGCUGCAGCCGCGGGACCUCCCCAUUCAUGCUCCCGUCCUCCCCACCGAAGGCACCCAGGAGGCACCCAACAAGAAGCUGCUGGCAGCGCUUAUUGCCCGGCAGUGGGCGAUGGGGGCCGCCCUGAGCCUCACCGUGCUGGUCAUCGUGGCCGGCAACUUGCUGGUGAUCGUGGCCAUCGCCAAGACGCCGCGGCUGCAGACCAUGACCAACGUCUUCAUCACCUCACUGGCUUGCGCCGACCUCAUCAUGGGCUUGCUGGUGGUGCCACCGGGGGCCACCAUCCUGCUGAGCGGCCACUGGGCCCACGGGCAGACGGUGGGCGAGCUGUGGACCUCGCUGGACGUGCUGUGCGUCACGGCCAGCAUUGAGACGCUGUGCGCCAUCGCCGUGGAUCGCUACCUCGCCAUCACCUCACCACUGCAGUACGAGGCGCUGGUGACCAAGGGCCGGGCACGGGCUGUGGUGUGCCUGGUGUGGGGCAUCUCUGCCUUCAUCUCCUUCCUGCCCAUCAUGAACCACUGGUGGCGGGACGGGGCGGACGAGCAGGCAGUGCGCUGCUACAACGACCCACGCUGCUGUGACUUUGUCACCAACAUGACCUACGCCAUCAUCUCCUCCACCAUCUCCUUCUACGUGCCCCUGCUUGUCAUGAUCUUUGUCUACGUCCGUGUCUUCGCUGUGGCCACGCGGCACGUCCAGCUCAUUGGCAAGGACAAGGUGAGGUUCCUGCAGGAGCCCCACAGCCCCAGCUCCAGGAGUGGCCGGCGGAGACGGCCCUCCCGUCUGCUGGCCAUCAAGGAGCACAAGGCGCUUAAGACCCUGGGCAUCAUCAUGGGCACCUUCACACUCUGCUGGCUGCCCUUCUUUGUGGCCAACAUCAUCAAGGUCUUCUGCCGGCCGCUGGUGCCAGAUCAGGUCUUCCUCUUCCUCAACUGGCUGGGCUACGUCAACUCAGCCUUCAACCCCAUCAUCUACUGCCGCAGCCCUGACUUCAGGAGUGCCUUCCGCAAGCUGCUGUGCUGUUUGCCGGCAGAGAGAUGCCAGCGGGUCCUUCCAUAUGACUGGGAGCAGCCGAGAGCUGGGAAGAGGGGUGGUCGCUUUGGGUCCCUGUUCCUGGCGCUACGCAGCUGCAAGGGUUGA
Messenger RNA from Egretta garzetta (little egret), 1149 nucleotides. RefSeq names its product adrenoceptor beta 3 (gene ADRB3). Gene Ontology annotation, cellular component: membrane. Gene Ontology annotation, biological process: positive regulation of heart contraction; adenylate cyclase-activating adrenergic receptor signaling pathway; norepinephrine-epinephrine-mediated vasodilation involved in regulation of systemic arterial blood pressure. Lineage: Eukaryota; Metazoa; Chordata; Aves; Pelecaniformes; Ardeidae. The record is from RefSeq and is a predicted model, not a curated record. Gene Ontology annotation, molecular function: beta3-adrenergic receptor activity; norepinephrine binding; beta1-adrenergic receptor activity.